Messenger RNA from Fusarium graminearum PH-1, 498 nucleotides. RefSeq lists its product as uncharacterized. Lineage: Eukaryota; Fungi; Ascomycota; Sordariomycetes; Hypocreales; Nectriaceae. The record is from RefSeq and is a predicted model, not a curated record. The transcript has a single exon. Bases 1 to 498 code for a protein of 165 amino acids.
AUGAACACCUCAUAUAUUAGAACUGGCCCUCGCAUGCACGACAUGAAAAAGACCCAGCGAUCAGAGAAGAAACUUGUUGGCAGCCCAAGAGCGGAAAAUCCAAUCGGCAAUCCAGAAUUACCAGGAGUAACAUCGUCUGGCGGCAAGAACUGGGCUAUGUACAUGGCGACUGAGUUCAAUACCACGCUCACUCUGGCCUACGUAUUUGCACGGUCGGCUUCAGUGGUAGAUGCGGAGGUGAUCCCGCCCAGAAGGCUGAUGACUUUCACCUUUGCGCAUCAGAUCGCUCACUUUAACGAUACUAUAGGCCACCGUCCUGAUCAUGCAGCCUGGACUGGCGAAAACGCAGUUGUCACGAUUUGGUUCGGCAUCAAUGAUUUGUCAAUUGCGCUGGGCAAGCAAGGCCAGGACGAAAAGCCCCGGGCAUCGAUUCGUCGAAUUUUUGAGCUGACUGAAAUUCUUUACGAAAUAGGGCAUUCGAAAUUUUAUUUUCAUUGA